Messenger RNA from Verruconis gallopava, 1450 nucleotides. RefSeq names its product proteasome subunit beta type-1. Gene Ontology annotation, cellular component: proteasome core complex. The record is from RefSeq and is a predicted model, not a curated record. NCBI's taxonomy places the organism in Eukaryota, Fungi, Ascomycota, Dothideomycetes, Venturiales, Sympoventuriaceae. The transcript has 5 exons. Bases 140 to 829 code for a protein of 229 amino acids. Gene Ontology annotation, molecular function: threonine-type endopeptidase activity.
CUGCCUUACAGCGACCAUCUUAGACAACGUACAAAUACAUCGUCUCUGACUGUCGUCAAUCUUCUCGUUAUCACUCCCUUUCCGUGUGCUAAUACUCCGCAAUAAUUCGAAACUAUCAAAAAUAGAAACGCACUGUACCAUGCUGCAGCAAACAGGCAACCUGAGAGAAGAUGGCAUCCAUGUAGAUAUGGAUCAUCUAAAGAAGGGCGAAGUCAAUCUCGGGACAUCAAUUAUGGCGAUUAACUUCAAGGAUGGUGUUAUAUUGGGAGCAGACAGCCGGACGACCACAGGCGCUUACAUUGCAAAUCGAGUGACCGACAAGCUCACCCGCGUUUCGGACACUAUCUGGUGUUGUCGGUCAGGCUCCGCAGCAGACACACAGGCCGUGGCAGAUAUUGUGCAGUACCACCUUGGCAUCUACGAAGUGCUUAACAAUGAGCGACCAACCACGCAGACUGCAGCCGCCAUCUUUCAAGAGCUAUGCUACGAGAACAAAGAUCAAUUAAGCGCUGGCAUUAUUAUCGCAGGUUAUGAUGAAAAGCAUGGAGGCCAAGUCUACUCGCUACCACUCGGUGGCUCCCUGCAUAAGCAGCCUUAUGCAAUUGGUGGUUCGGGGUCAACAUAUAUCUACGGUUUUUGCGAUGCACACUGGAAAGAGAACAUGACCGAGGAGGAGGGCAUCGCUUUUGUCAAGGCAGCCUUGAGAGAAGCCAUUAAGUGGGACGGCAGCUCAGGAGGUGUUAUAAGAAUGGUCGUGCUCACGGAUAAGGGUGCCCAGAGACAUCUGUAUCUACCGGACACCGACUAUACAAAGCCCGGAAAGCAGUAAAUUAGACGGCAUAUACAAGGGCGUUUGGAGACACUGGCAUGUGCGUUGCGAUCACGGUGCAAAAUGUACCCAUAUGAAGACAAAGGCUGGACGACAGUCCUGACACGGGCAGAAUAUUACGGCGCAUUAGCAAACAGCUACAGGAUGACAGUUUUUCUCAUCAAACCUUGUCUGAGACGGAUUUUCCAUAGCUGCUGGGGUGAAGUCAUACUCGCUUUUCCGUUUUCUGUCGAAAACGAUCCAACUGUAUGCCUGUUGAUUGAAGGGUAGGCCUACAGACGUAGAGGAAAGGUUUCUAAAGCGAGUCUUGGACGAGCGUCACCUUUGAAGCCGAAGAACAUUUUUCUCGGGACAGCUUGAGAUCUUGCGUUACUACUGUUUUAAACCAUGGGCAGAACCUGUACGGUCGAGGUUUGUACCUUUGAAUAUUCGCUAGCUCCGCAACUACACCUCCAAAUUGUGUUGCUGACGAUUAACUUGGAAAAAUUCCCUUUGCUUGCUGCGUGCGUGAGCAACAAGCGAUCUGGUCAAUGAAAAAAGAACUUCUACUCUGUUACCGUCGUAUCUGUUGCGCACGAUUCAGACGAGCAGAGGAAUAGCUCGGGGGGCUGUUCGUUAGCC